UUCUCUGCUCUCACAAAGAGACACACACGCACAAAGUAAAGUGGGUAUCAUCAUCAUAAUCAUGAACAAAAACAAGCGUUUUCUUCUCCUAUUGUUAUUGUCUUAGCUGUGCGUGCGGCUUCUUUUUUCGUUUCACAUUCAAUGGCCGUUGUAUCCCUCUCUGUGCUCACAGUCACACCUUCUUCCACUUGUUCUUGCUUCAAUGGCGGGAUCCAUCUCCGUUCCCACAAGAGCUUCAUUUCAAUCCACUCUCCUUCUCCUUUUUCGUCUUUUACCUCAAAUUCAAAGCUCUCUGGCAGUGGCAAGCAGCGCUCUCGCACCACCACCACCGUCCUUGCUGCUUCCGCCGACUAUUAUUCUACUCUCGGAAUCCCCAAAUCCGCCACCGGCAAGGAAAUCAAAGCGGCUUAUCGAAGGUUAGCUCGUCAGUACCAUCCUGAUGUUAACAAGGAACCUGGAGCAACUGAAAAGUUCAAAGAGAUUAGUGCUGCGUAUGAGGUGUUAUCAGAUGAUAAAAAGAGGGCUUUGUAUGAUCAAUAUGGAGAGGCAGGAGUUAAGAGUACAGUUGGAGGAGCAUCAAGUGCCUAUACGACAAAUCCAUUUGAUUUAUUUGAGACAUUUUUUGGGCCAAGUAUGGGUGGCUUUGCUGGCAUGGAUCCAGCUGGAUUUGGAACACAACGCCGUAGUACUGUAACUAAGGGUGAAGACAUCCGGUAUGAUUUUUCCUUGGACUUUUCUGAGGCAAUUUUUGGAACGGAGAAAGAAUUUGAGCUUUCCCAUCUGGAAACAUGUGAAGUCUGUACUGGUACUGGAGCAAAGAUAGGCUCCAAGUUGAGAGUAUGUUCCACUUGUGGUGGGAGGGGUCAGGUGAUGAGGACUGAACAAACACCUUUUGGGUUGUUCUCCCAGGUUUCAGUAUGUCCAAACUGUGGAGGGGAUGGUGAAGUCAUAUCUGAAUAUUGUCGUAAAUGUAGUGGCGAAGGACGAAUACGGGUUAAGAAAAAUAUUAAAGUUAGAGUUCCUCCUGGGGUAAGCUCGGGCAGUAUUCUGAGAGUUGCUGGGGAGGGUGAUGCUGGACCCCGAGGUAGGGGCCCUCCAGGAGAUCUUUAUGUAUAUCUUGAUGUGGAAGAGAUACCAGGAAUUCAAAGGGAUGACAUUAAUCUCCGCUCAACAAUAUCAAUCAGUUAUCUAGAUGCUAUACUUGGGGCUGUCGUGAAGGUUAAGACAGUUGAAGGCAUUUCUGAACUACAAAUACCUCCCGGUACCCAACCUGGAGAUGUCCUUGUCCUUGCAAGGAAAGGUGUACCAAAAUUAAACAAACCAUCAAUACGUGGCGACCACUUAUUUACGGUUAAAGUUACAAUACCAAAACGUAUUAGUAAACAGGAGCGUGACGUACUUGAAGAACUUGCUUCUCUAGGUGACACAACGAGCAGUCGUUCAAAAUCUCGUCCUAGGACUCACUCUUCCCCAGGAAGUACAGAAGGUCCUGCAACUCAAAGGGCUGAAAGUCCAACAGCAGCAAAAGUUGCAGAAAAAACGGAACAAUCGGAAGACCAAAACGAUAUAUGGAAUAGAUUAAAGGACUUUGCUGGGUCUGUGGCAAAUGGAGCGCUUAAGUGGCUGAAAGAUAAUCUCUAGUCCCAUGGGAUUAUUAGAAAUCUCCAGGAUGUAGAUUCCAACAGCAGCUGGAAGGGAAGGGACUAUGCGGACAUUUUAUUCAAAUGCUUUAACUGAAAAUUGUUAGCUACGCAGCAAAAUCAAACAAGUCAUGCAUAUUCUUUUAUUUGUUUCACGUGUAAAUUUUGGCACCAGACAAUUUAUAUCCCAGAGAGGGGCUAGGAGGGGAGAUUGCUCCCCUUCAAAUUCAUGCAAAUCUUUGUUUUAGACUAAAAGAUAGUGUAGUAUAAGUUCACCACCCUCAAGCUUAGUCUUUGUCUCUUCAAGCUUUUGCCCAUAUUAUUCUUUAUGUACGUAAAAAUUUGGAGAGUUCUACAACCUUACUACUAUAUACUAAUACACUAU
Messenger RNA from Gastrolobium bilobum, 2025 nucleotides. RefSeq lists its product as uncharacterized. Gene Ontology annotation, cellular component: cytoplasm. Gene Ontology annotation, biological process: protein refolding; response to heat. NCBI's taxonomy places the organism in Eukaryota, Viridiplantae, Streptophyta, Magnoliopsida, Fabales, Fabaceae. Gene Ontology annotation, molecular function: heat shock protein binding; ATP binding. The coding region runs from base 142 to 1641 and encodes 499 amino acids. The record is from RefSeq and is a predicted model, not a curated record. The transcript has 11 exons.